AUGUUUAUUCUAAUUUUCUUAAAUUUUAUAAUAGGCACUUAAGGUGUGAAUAGAAAUGAGAGCAAAGUUGUAUUGACUGAUUUGUAAUGCUUUUGAAUGAAUGCUAGUUUUGAUUAAAAUUCGCCAGUUUUCGUAAUAGCUCCUUUUUAUGAAUCAUAUACAAUAGAUUUAUUUGACCCAGAAGAUGUAUUAGAAAACACUAGCUUUAGUAAUUUAAAUUCUACAAACUAAAAUUUGACCUUUUAAAUGACUCCUUUCAUAGAGAAUACAUAUGAAACUUUAGCGUAAGACAUUGUUGCAUCUUAGGUCAUCAUUUUGUCCAAUUGAUGAAUGGAGUCCUUUAUAUUAACCUGUUCGUUUCUAUCUUAGUUUAACAGCAUUAGAUCUUUUAUUUUAUAAUUAAAGUGAUAAUGAUAUAGUUUAAGUCUAAAAUGGAGUGCAUAAAGAUUUAUAAGAUUUAGAUGAAACUUUUUUAAAUAUUUCUUGUUAUUCCAUAUUUUAAAUAAGAAAAGAUAAUCAAUUUGGAUUGGAUUGCGAUGUUAAUAAUAAUGCUACCUUUCUUAUAUUUGAUUUAGUAUUUGAUGAAUAAUCGUUGAUUAUAGUAAAUUUUACUUUUAACACUUAUUAUUAUUAUACUUAUAAAGAUGAAGAAAAUGAGAAUUUCAUUUAAAGAUGUGAAUUUAGAAAAACUAUUAAUGUAAAUAUCCUUGAUGCAAUUAAUGAAAUAAAAUUUGAAUUGAUUUAGUAUUGUCCAAGUCUUUUUAAUUAAUUAUCCAAGACUAAUGAAUUUUUAAUAAUUUAUCAUUCAAAGGAAGUUAAAAAAAAUUAAACAUGGGAAUUGAAGGCCUAUAAAUCAAAUAUAACAGAUUUAAACUCUUGCAAGAUGGAAAAUGAUUCUAUGAUUGAAUAGAUAUUUGUAAACUCAAUGAUUAAUGGAUAUGAUAAUACUACUUGGAAUGUUGGUUUUUUAUUUUAAUCAUCUCCUUCAAUCUGUAAAUGUAACAUUUAAGAAAUGUUUGAAUCUAAUUAUAACAUAAAUUGCAACAGUACAAUAAUUGAGCGUAUUUAAAUUGAUAUUUUAUAGUCUAUCAGCCUAAUUAAAUUAGGAUAGUGUAAAAUAUGAAUGAUGAAUUAGUUUUAGUGACUGGCACUAAUAUUGCACUUUUAGUUAUUUAUUUGGAAAGAUCAUAUGAAUCUGAAAACUAUUUUACUUUAAGUUAUAAAUAGAUUUUUGAGCCAGGUUAUUUAUUGGUUGAUGUGUCAAUCACUUGUCAAUAUUUAGCUGUUAUUAUGACUAAUUCUCCUUAGGCUCAAUAAAUGUCUCCUUUCUUUUCAAAACCCAACAUUUACUGUUCGAUAUAGCCAUCUGAAGAUACUAAAAAUAUAUUGAAAAUUUUCUACUUGAACGCUGAAUAUAAUACUGUUUAUUAUCAAUCCAACACUUUCAAUUAAUUUCAGAGUUUUUUUUAGAGUUUAAAUUUUUUAGACUUUGGAAAUUUCCUUUUAUUAUAUAAUUUCUUAACUUAGUAACUCAACGUUAUUACAUUAUUUCAGAAGUAAAAUUAUUAUCUUUAUAUAUUUAGAUAGAUGAAUGUAUCUUAUUAGUUGGGUUAGCAAAAUAUAUCCUAAUCUUACAAUCAACAAAUUGCACCUAUUAUUGUAAUCAUUUUUAUUAUCAUUUAGAUCUCUUUCAAUAUCUCAGGUGGAUAUUUUGCAUAUGAUUAAUUCAAUAAUACUUAAAAUUACAAUAAAUUAACUUUCUCAAGAUACAUAAUUUUAUGUUUUAUCAAAUUAGAAGAUAGUAGCUUUCAAUUGAUUGCCCAAAGACAUAAACUUAAUGAGAAAGAAUAAUAAAAUUUAGCUUAAUGUCCAAUUAGCAAAGAUUUAUUUGUAUUUCAAGCAAUUAUAAAUUCAAUAGAUUUAUUUGAAGGGGUAUUUUCUUUUAUAUACUUUCUGUAGAUUAUGGGACCCUUUUUAAACUUUAAUUAUGUUCCUAAUUACAAUAUUAGCAGGUUUUAUCCUUAUUACUAAAAUCACAAAGCUAUUAUAAAGUAAAAUCAAUUCAUCAAUUUAAAUAAUUAAAACAAAAUACAAUAAGUAUUUAAUGUGUUGAGUGCUGUGAAUAAAAACAUCCUCAUCACUUCAAAUAUUUUUGGAAUUGUUGAGAUUCUGCUUACCUAUUAGUCUAAUAAUAUAUCUUAGAAUAGCUCACAUUCUAACUAAGCCAUAAUUUUUAAUAAAACUUGUAUCAUAAAUGCAAAAGAAUAUGUAAUAAUUAUACUCCUAUCUAUUUUUUUAGCCUAAUUUUGAAAAGCAGUUUCCAAUAAAUAUUGAAAUUUAGGAAUGUACUGAAGUGAACUACAGAGAUUUAAGCAAAUUUCUUACUCAAGUAGAUUAUUUCAAAUAAUUUGAAUAUUAUGACAUAGCUGUGUAAUAUUAAGAUUCAAUGUAAGUAUUUAUUUAAAAGAUAAUCAUAGUAUAGUUGUCUGUUCAAGAAUGAAAUCAUUUUAAGAUUAUACAAAAUGUCAAAAUAUUAAGAAUACUAAUAACAACAAUGA
This is a messenger RNA of Paramecium sonneborni, 2558 nucleotides long. The record is from the annotation of a GenBank genome assembly. NCBI's taxonomy places the organism in Eukaryota, Ciliophora, Oligohymenophorea, Peniculida, Parameciidae.